UAGCUGCUUAUAGUGUUACUAAUACUACAGGGAACCGGAAAAGUACUUCCUACUAGUUUCUACGUUACUUUGUAGUCAUUACACACUUACGGCUGGAUUGAAACAUUUUUGAUGACAUCAAGUGAUUUUCAGGGAACAUGCUAUUGUCUUUUAGGCCUAGAUUAAUUUCUAAUGUUUUGAAAGGAGGGCUGUCUCUGGGACCCAAACAUUAUUUUACUUGUGAUUGUUGGCGCCAGCGGAACUCGAAGUUGAAGACGAGAAUUUCAUCAUCAUCCUCCAAUCAAGUCGGACUUCAACUUCAAGGUUUCGCUGAUCAAAGACCAAAACAUGAUAUUCAGCAGGAGCGAAUAAGAACUUGCCUUUCAUGGACAUCAAAUGGUGAUGAAAGUGUGUCAAGAGUGGUUUCUAAACUGGUUGAAGAAUUUGAAAAUGAAGAUGUUCCAGAAGCAGAUGUUUCUGCUGAGUACAUUGUUGCUCAUGCUUUAGGAAUUAAGCAGCUUUCAGAUUUUGCAAGAAUUGACCAAACAAAGAUCUUGUCUUCUGAUGAAAGAAAGAGGAUCACUGACUUAGCCAUUCAGAAAUUGGCAAGAGUACCAAUGCAGUAUAUUAUAGGAGAAUGGGAUUUCCGUGACAUCACUCUCAAGAUGAAGCCUCCAGUUUUUAUACCUAGACCAGAGACAGAGAUGUUGGUAGAUCUACUUGUCAGUCAUUAUGAAGAGGAUGAAGAACUUAGAAUUCUUGAAGUUGGGUGUGGUUCUGGUGCCAUUUGUCUCUCACUCCUCUGUGAAUUUGAAAAGGCACACAUAACAGCAAUAGAUGCAAGUAAGGAUGCUGUUAGGCUAACACAAGAAAAUGCCUUAAGGCAUGGUCUAAGCAAUCGUCUCAGUGUUCACCACUCUGCUCUGACUAAUGAGAGUCCUCUACGUCUUGAUUCCAAGUACGGAAACAGAUACCAGUAUGAUGCCAUUGUCAGCAAUCCACCUUACCUUUUCACCAAGGAUAUGGAUGACCUUGACCCAGAAAUCUUAAGGUAUGAAGACCCAAUGGCAUUGGAAGCAGGUGCUGAAGGUAUGGAUGUCAUCAAGUCAAUCAUCAAACAUGCACGGUUUCUUCUUAAACCUUUCGGGUUGAUUUGGCUAGAGACAGACACCAGGCACCAUCACAUGAUACAGGAAUGGCUUACUGAUUACCCAGCUUUCUCCCUUCAGUUUAACAACAGUUUCUUGGACUUUACAGACAGAGCAAGAUUUUGUCAACUAGAGUAUUCUCCAUGACAAGCAUUACAUUACUAAACAUUUCAGAAGACACGGUUCGGCAUUAAAAGUAUGGCUCCUUGAGAUGUACAGAUGUCAUUGAGAGACCGAUGUCCUUUCAAAAGUCCUGGAGAUAAGGGAUUCUCACCUUGACCAAGUGAAAUCUGAAAGUCAAGCAUUGAUGAGAGACUCGUUCUUUGGACCAGACUGACAAAUAUUUGCUGAAUGGUCGGACUGAUCAGUGGACUUUGGAAGAUACUUCCAACAGUCAAGCAAGGAUUUUCAAUAGAUUUGUCAUCAAACGGUGGCAGCGUUAACAUCAAAUCUUAAAAAGGUUAAGUUUUUGA
Lytechinus variegatus (green sea urchin) is the source of this 1600-nucleotide messenger RNA. It is a transcript of the gene hemk1, whose product is annotated as MTRF1L release factor glutamine methyltransferase-like. The transcript has 8 exons. Gene Ontology annotation, biological process: protein methylation. NCBI's taxonomy places the organism in Eukaryota, Metazoa, Echinodermata, Echinoidea, Temnopleuroida, Toxopneustidae. The record is from RefSeq and is a predicted model, not a curated record. Gene Ontology annotation, cellular component: mitochondrion. Gene Ontology annotation, molecular function: nucleic acid binding; protein methyltransferase activity. The coding region runs from base 138 to 1274 and encodes 378 amino acids.